UGCGAGUGCUCUGAAGCGAAGUGGGGCGGUAGUGGCCGGUGCAGAAACGUUGCCUAGGCGAACACGAGAUGACCGGUUCGAAUGAAUUCAAGCUGAACCAGCCACCCGAGGAUGGCAUCUCCUCGGUUAAGUUCAGCCCCAACACCUCCCAGUUCCUCCUGGUCUCCUCCUGGGAUACGUCCGUGCGCCUCUACGAUGUGCCCGCCAAUUCCAUGAGGCUCAAGUACCAGCACACUGGUGCUGUCCUGGACUGCGCCUUCUACGAUCCAACACAUGCCUGGAGUGGAGGACUAGAUCAUCAACUGAAAAUGCAUGAUUUGAAUACUGAUCAAGAAAAUCUUGUUGGAACUCAUGAUGCCCCUAUCAGAUGUGUCGAAUACUGUCCAGAAGUGAACGUGAUGGUUACUGGAAGUUGGGAUCAGACAGUUAAACUGUGGGAUCCCAGAACUCCUUGUAAUGCUGGGACGUUCUCUCAGCCGGAAAAGGUCUACACCCUGUCGGUGUCUGGGGACAGGCUGAUUGUGGGCACAGCAGGCCGCCGAGUACUGGUGUGGGACCUGAGGAACAUGGGCUACGUGCAGCAGCGCAGGGAGUCCAGCCUGAAGUACCAGACUCGCUGUAUCCGAGCCUUCCCGAACAAACAGGGUUAUGUGUUGAGCUCCAUUGAAGGCCGAGUAGCUGUGGAAUACUUGGACCCGAGCCCUGAGGUUCAGAAGAAGAAGUACGCCUUCAAGUGUCACAGGCUAAAGGAGAACAACAUCGAGCAGAUUUACCCAGUCAACGCCAUCUCCUUUCACAAUAUCCACAACACAUUUGCCACAGGAGGCUCUGAUGGAUUUGUAAAUAUUUGGGACCCAUUUAACAAAAAGCGCCUGUGCCAGUUCCAUCGCUACCCCACCAGCAUCGCAUCCCUUGCCUUCAGUAAUGAUGGAACUACGCUUGCAAUCGCAUCGUCAUAUAUGUAUGAAAUGGAUGAUACCGAGCAUCCUGAAGAUGGUAUCUUCAUUCGCCAAGUGACAGAUGCAGAGACAAAGCCCAAGUCCACGUAAUCAUCUGGUGAAAGUGGUUUUUCUGGAAAAGCUUUGUCUGCUUCCUAUAAACACGUGCUUCUUCUCCCUAAGGCCUGUUUGUAGCUGUUGGACACUUGGUCUAGUGUGUGGAUUUCCGUGUUUCCUGUCACAACAGAAAUGUCUCUGUCUUGUGAUUGGGGUGGGGAGGCUUUGCCCUUGUACAGUAGUUUGAGAGUCUCCUGCCCCAUUGUUGUUUGUGUUCCUAUCUAAAACUGUUAUAUUUUUCUGCUGUCUAAUAAAUCAGAGAUUUGGAACUUUUAAAAA
Rattus norvegicus (Norway rat) is the source of this 1334-nucleotide messenger RNA. It is a transcript of the gene Bub3, whose product is annotated as BUB3 mitotic checkpoint protein. The coding region runs from base 69 to 1049 and encodes 326 amino acids. The record is from RefSeq and is marked validated. Lineage: Eukaryota; Metazoa; Chordata; Mammalia; Rodentia; Muridae. The transcript has 8 exons.